Molecule: messenger RNA, 2024 nt
Organism: Gopherus flavomarginatus (Mexican gopher tortoise)
Lineage: Eukaryota; Metazoa; Chordata; Testudines; Testudinidae
Product: phosphatidylinositol 3,4,5-trisphosphate 3-phosphatase TPTE2-like
Exons: 19
Coding region: 340-1878 (512 amino acids)
Biological process (GO): transmembrane transport; dephosphorylation; monoatomic ion transport
Cellular component (GO): cytosol; membrane
Molecular function (GO): phosphatidylinositol-3,4,5-trisphosphate 3-phosphatase activity; monoatomic ion channel activity; protein tyrosine/serine/threonine phosphatase activity
Source: RefSeq, a predicted model, not a curated record
UCAGCGCCGCCUGCUCCCCGCCGUAAUGCAAUAAAGCCGGGAGCGGGAAUCAGCUGUUGCUGAGCUGCAUCGAAGGGAGCUGGAACGGGAACUAUUGUAGCGAGGGACUUUUUUUCUUUAACAUAAAGCGUAGGACGUUUAAAAACAAACCCUCCCUGCUGAGUCUGCAGAGCGCGGAGAGGAGCUUGUGCCUGAGCUAAACUUUGAGCCGGUCACGAGACUUCCCAGCUCUCUGGCUGCGGGGGAGUGGGGGGUCGGGUUUCUCGCCUGAGUCACCCCGGGAGCCAGCAGCGCAGAGCCCCGCGUGCAGAGCUUAGCAACAGAACUGGAAAGAGCAAAAUGACGACAACUGUGAGAUAUGAACAAGGGUCAGACCUGCCAGAAGCUGAUGGCUUUCAAAAGACAGGGGAGGCCAGUGUAAAGAUUGAUGAUGGUUGCGUUAAGGAUAAUGAACCAGACACUUGCUCCCGUACUAUUAAGAAAAAGAUUUCUCCAUUUGUGAUGUCAUUUGGAUUCAGAAUAUUUGGUGUUGUACUCAUCUUUGUGGACAUCACUCUUGUGAUUGUGGACCUAGCUAUUAGUGACAAGGAAAAGAGCAUAAGAGAGACCCUGGAAGGCAUUUCCUUGGCAAUAGCGCUCUUCUUUCUCGUGGAUGUUCUCCUGCGAGUGUUUGUGGAGGGCUUCAGCAAUUAUUUCAAGUCAAAACUGAACAUUUUAGAUGCAGUGAUUGUUGUGGGCACCCUGUUAAUUAAUAUGGUAUAUUCCUUCUCUGACUUCAGUGGUGCAGACAAGAUCCCAAGAAUGGUUAUCGUCCUUCGAGCUUUGAGAAUUAUCAUUCUGAUAAGAAUAUUUCGCCUGGCCUCACAAAAGAAACAACUAGAAAAGGUGACCAGGAGGAUGGUCUCAGAAAACAAAAGGCGCUAUACAAAAGAUGGCUUUGACCUGGACCUUACUUAUGUUACUGAUCGUAUUAUUGCAAUGUCAUUUCCAUCCUCUGGGAAGCAGUCUUUCUAUAGGAAUCCUAUAAAGGAAGUUGCAAGAUUCUUGGAUACAAAACAUAAAGACCACUAUACAAUCUAUAAUCUUUGCAGUGAAAAAGGUUAUGAUCCUGUGUACUUCCAUUACAGGGUGGAGAGAGUCUUUAUUGAUGACCACAAUGUUCCCAGCCUAGAGGACAUGCUGAAAUUUACUGCCAAUGUGCGUGAGUGGAUGAAAAAGGAUGAAAAGAAUAUCAUAGCAAUUCACUGUAAAGGAGGCAAAGGCAGGACUGGAACAAUGGUUUGUACUUGGCUCAUUGACAGUGACCAGUUUGAGAGUGCAAAGGAGAGCUUGGACUAUUUUGGAGAGAGGAGAACUGAUAAAAGUACAAGUUCCAAAUUUCAAGGAGUUGAAACACCAUCCCAGAGUAGGUAUGUUGGGUAUUAUGAGAUCCUGAAGAACAAGUAUAACUUGAAACUCCCACCGGAGAGACAGCUCAAAAUAAAGAACAUCAAAAUCUACUCUAUUAAUGGAGUUGGAAAAGGCAAUGGAAGUGAUCUUAAAGUACAGAUAAUUGUGAAAAAGAAAAUUGUAUUCCAUUGUGUUUGUGCCACUCAAGAAAACUGUAGGUUAUUUUUUGAUGCUGAAAAUGACUUUGCAGUAAUUGGCUUGGAAAACUGUCCUGUUAUAUGCGGUGAUGUGAAAGUCCGAUUUGAAUCACGAAGUGAUCUUCCGAAAGGCUAUGAUGACUGCCCAUUUUUCUUCUGGUUCAACACCUCUUUCAUAGAAAAUAACAGGCUUUACCUUCCUAGAAGUGAGUUGGAUAACCCUCAUAAAUCCAAGAUGUGGAAAAUCUACAGGGAGACAUUUGCUGUGGAGUUGAACUUUGUAGAACCAUGAUGAGAACCAUGUCAGCUUUUGUUUAAAAAGUGUUCUCUCAAAGAAUCAUGUUUGGUCUUCACCAAUAUGGUGGCAUCUUCUGAGAGUCUGUCAUGUAAUUCUUGGUGUAUUUGUAUGGAGAUACAGUAUAUCAAUUAAAAGUUGAA